GAAACAGACAUGGCCUGUUGGUCCCAAGCAGUACGACAGACCAGGAGCUUCAACACAUCCGCAAUAGCCUUCCAGAUUCUGUACGAAUUCAACGAGAAACAGAUUUACGAGUAGAAGAGCGUCUUUCAGCACUGGGCAAUGUCACUACCUGCAAUGACUAUGUAGCUCUUGUUCAUCCGGAUCUUGACAGGGAGACAGAAGAGAUCUUGGCAGAUGUACUGAAGGUUGAGGUUUUCAGACAAACGGUAGCAGAUCAGGUGCUGGUAGGAAGUUACUGUGUUUUUAGUAACCAAGGAGGAAUUGUGCACCCCAAAACUUCAAUUGAUGAUCAGGAUGAACUGUCUUCAUUGCUCCAGGUCCCGCUUGUGGCUGGAACAGUGAAUCGUGGCAGAGGGCAGGUUGUAAAUGACUGGUGUGCCUUCUGUGGGCUGGAUACAACCAGCACUGAGCUCUCUGUCAUUGAGAGUAUCUUCAGGCUGAAUGAAGCUCAGCCAAGUACCAUUGCUACCAACAUGAGAGAUUCCUUGAUUGACAGCUUGACAUGAGCAUUAAUGGUUCCUACUUUCCAGAAGGCUCCUAAGGAGUGAAGUGUCAAGCUGCACUUUGGAUUACAGACAUCUAGACCUUCUGGUGUUGUUUCUGCAGGCCUAGCCCAAGGAAGAGGCUACAAACCCAACUUUUUGUAGUGUUUUGUAAACUAUUAUUACAAAAACUGACAAAUAACAUAUAUAAGUUACAAAUAAGGAAUGCUCUCUAUCCUUUUGCUGA
Molecule: messenger RNA, 768 nt
Organism: Phaethon lepturus (White-tailed tropicbird)
Lineage: Eukaryota; Metazoa; Chordata; Aves; Phaethontiformes; Phaethontidae
Gene: EIF6
Product: eukaryotic translation initiation factor 6
Biological process (GO): maturation of 5.8S rRNA; maturation of LSU-rRNA; ribosomal subunit export from nucleus
Cellular component (GO): nucleolus; preribosome, large subunit precursor; cytosol
Molecular function (GO): ribosomal large subunit binding
Source: RefSeq, a predicted model, not a curated record